Hippopotamus amphibius kiboko is the source of this 1991-nucleotide messenger RNA. It is a transcript of the gene SERPING1, whose product is annotated as serpin family G member 1. Lineage: Eukaryota; Metazoa; Chordata; Mammalia; Artiodactyla; Hippopotamidae. The transcript has 8 exons. Gene Ontology annotation, biological process: negative regulation of endopeptidase activity. The record is from RefSeq and is a predicted model, not a curated record. Gene Ontology annotation, molecular function: serine-type endopeptidase inhibitor activity. Bases 47 to 1732 code for a protein of 561 amino acids.
AGUGACCAGGAGUUUGCAGCAGAUCCGGGCUGCCGUCGCCGCCCAGAUGGCCUCCAGGCUGACCCCGCUGACCCUGCUGCUGCUGCUGCUGCUGGCUGGGGAUGGAGCCUCCUCAAAUCUGACUGGUAUCAGCCCCAUGGAUCCAGAGAGCUUACCAGGAGGGGAAGGUGAAGGAGAGAUCCCCAAAGGAGACAUUCUCAGCAAUCUGGCUGGUAUCAGCCGCGUGGAUCCAGAGAGCUUGCCAGGAGGGGAAGGUGAAGGAGAGAUCCCCAAAGAAGACAUUCUCAACAAUCUAGCUGGCAUCAGCCCUGUGGGUCCUGAGAGCUUACCAGGAGGGGAAGGUGAAGACGAUAUCCCCAAAGGAGAUGUUCUCAACAGUCUGGCUGGUAUCAGCCCCGUGGCUCCAGAGAGCUUGCCAGGAGGGGAAGGUGAAGGAGAUAUCCCCAAAGGAGACGUUCCCAAAAAAGUAUGCGUUCAAGAAAACAACACCGGGAGCUCCACCACCUUGUGGGAAACCAACGUGACCAUCAUCGCAGACAGUACCACCGAGCCCUUGAAACAGUCCACCACUCAACCCCCGCCACCAACUACGCCGCUCACUACUGAGCCCUUCUGCCCAGCGCCUGUCACUUCCUGCUCUGACUUGGAGAGCCGUUCAGCAGAGACCUUGCUGGGGGAGGCUUUGACAGAUUUCUCCCUGAAGGUCUACCAGACUUUGUCCAUAAUGAAGAAUAAGGAGACCAACAUUGUCUUUUCUCCAUUCAGCCUUGCCAGCCUCCUCACUCAAGUCCUGCUUGGGGCUGGGGGAGAAACCAAGAAAAGCCUGGCGCUCCUUCUCUCUUACCCUGAAAACUUCACCUGUGUCCACCAGGCCCUGAAGGCCUUCACGUCCAAAGGCUUUACCUCAGUCUCUCAAAUCUUCCACAGCCCAGACCUGGUUAUAAGGGACACCUUUAUGGAUGCAUCUCAGCACCUGUAUGACAAUACCCCCAGCGCCCUGGGAGCUGACAGUAAAGCCAACUUGGAGCUCAUCAAUUCCUGGGUGGCCAAGAAGACCAACCACAAGAUUAAGCAUCUGCUAGACAGCCUGCCCGAUGACACCCGCCUUAUCCUUCUCAACGCUAUCUACCUGAGUGCCAAAUGGAAGAUACCAUUUAAUCACAACAGAACAGGUAUGGAGGCCUUUUACAGAAAAUCCUCUGUGAUAAAAGUACCCAUGAUGAACAGCAAGAAGUACCCUGUGGCCCAUUUCACAGACCCGACUUUGAAGGCCAAGGUGGGCCGUCUGCAGCUGUCCCACAACCUGAGCUUUGUGAUCCUGGUGCCCCAGACCGUGAAACACCGUCUCGAAGACCUGGAGCAGGCUCUCAGCCUCCCUGUCUUCAAGGCUGUCAUGAGGAAGCUGGAGUCCAUCAAGUUCCAUCCCACUCACCUGACAAUGCCUCGCAUCAAAGUGGAGAGCAACCAGGACAUGCUGGAAUUCUUUGACUUUAUCUACGAUGUCAACCUGUGUGGGCUGACAGAAGACCCAGAUCUGCAGCUCUCUGCGAUGCAGCACCAGUCAGUGCUGGAGCUAACAGAGACCGGGGUGGAGGCGGCUGCAGCCUCCGCCGUCUCUGUGGCCCGCAGUUUGCUGAUCUUUGACGUGCAGCAGCCCUUCCUCUUUGUGCUCUGGGACCAGCAGCACAAAUUCCCAGUCUUCAUGGGGCGGGUAUAUGACCCCAGGACCUGAGACCUGCAGGGGGCCAACAGCGGCAAGCCAGACCCCUCCAGCCUCAGCUCUCCUAGUUGCAGCCCUGCUGCUGCCUGCGUGGACUUGCCCCCAGCUGCCUCCCACCUCAGGUCUGCCCUCCACCUGAAGGGCUCCCGUGGGGUCUGGUGAGGGGACCUGCUUCUAUCAUCCCUUCCCUGUAAUUCUCCAAAGCACUUUAUGCAGCUUUCUCUGGUACAAAUACAGCAGACUCUACAAAUAAAACCUGGCAGACCAUGAC